This is a messenger RNA of Linum trigynum, 1751 nucleotides long. Lineage: Eukaryota; Viridiplantae; Streptophyta; Magnoliopsida; Malpighiales; Linaceae. The record is from the annotation of a GenBank genome assembly.
CCCUGGAGUGAGGCUUUCUUCAGUUGAAUCCUUCAAUCUGAAUCCCCUGCUUGCCCGCGUCCGUCCCUCAAGAUCGAGGAAGAGAAGUGGGUUGGUCGGCUCUGCUACGCCGGAAAAGCUCCACCGGACCCCGCCGGCGUUCGGCCAGUCUCCUGCUUCUCGGCCCCAAAGUCAUCUCAUCAUUUCAGCGCGUUUCUAUUCGGAAGGUGCCUUGUUCUGCUCCUCUUUUGUGCAUUUAAUCUGCUCUGCAAUUCGGUCGCAAGGUUUAGGGUUUAUAACGCAGCAAUCAUCCUCUCUCUUGCUCUCCUUCUCCGCCGGAUAUGAAAGAAGCAGGGGAUCCGUAGCCAAUUUGUUUCCGAACCUCCAUUUUCGUUCUUCAUAACUAUAGUUUGGCUUGGAUGCUUCUGGCUUUGGAGAAAAGGUAGGGCAUGGAGGGAUUUAAGUACUGGCGUUGAUACCACUUUUGUUGGGGUUUUCUUGUUUUGCCCGAUUAUAUACCCUUAUGAUAUAUAGGCUCUGAUGGGUUAUUGGUUUUAGGAUGAUCAUUCCUCAAAUGGCCUACUGGGGAACCCUUUGUUUUACCAUCAAAUAUCUGCAAUUGUCAUAACUAUAUGAAGUUGCAGUGCUUUGUGUUAUGUGUUUCCAAGUUCAGAAAGCAUUUCCAUCUCUUCGUUCCUGCUUCGCUUAAAGCGAUAUCAGUUCAGUUCAGUUCGUAUAUCUUGCAACUUAAGUACCCUAGCAUACAAUGUUUGUUUCAUUUGGCUUUGGUUAUUGCAUUGCAGUUCUCUCUCGACAAAAAUUCCCAUUUCAUCCAUGGAUCCAGAAGCAGCAAAGACAGCACGCGAGUCUCUGGAAUUGUCGUUCCAGAUGUCCAACAUUCUCGACACGGGGCUUGACCGCCACACGCUCUCGGUGCUGAUCGCCCUCUGCGACCUUGGACUGAACCCCGAGGCACUGGCUGCUGUUGUGAAAGAGCUACGGACAGAAGCUCUGUCUUCUCCACCCCCACCUCCUGCAUCAUCAUCAUCAUCAUCCUGAUUGUCGUUUCACUUCGUCUCCCCUCAGCGAAACAACUUCUCCAGUAUUUGUAGUUAGUUCCUUGGCUCCUGUCUCUUGUCUCAUCCCCUUCAGUGGCCUCCUUCUGCAAACCGUUCAGAGUGACUGAAAUUUGUUGCGUAAAGAAUGCGAAACUGCCUACUGUGUGAGAGUUUAGCUAUACAGUUGUGUGUUGGAUUGUUAGUGUGGGGAGUCGAUUGAACAGAUGCCAGAGACUCAUUGUGCUGAUGCACGAAAUGAGAUGGACAGAAGAAGUCCACAAGCGCAAGCUAUUGAUGCAGCGAUACGAGUAUUACAAGACUAGCAUUCUUUCGAACCGAAAGGGGCUAAAAGAGUGGUGUACUGGACUCAAGUUCUUAUUCAUUCGCGACUCUUGCAGCAGUGGAAGGCGAGAAAGGAGAGUGAGAACCUUCGAAUACAAGGCUGUGUAGUCCCAGCCGUUCUCUGCUGCAAAUUUAGCAGCUUCCUUCUGCAACUGCAACAGCAUCCUUCCCUAGCUCUAGCUGGAAAAGGGAUGGUUAUCAAAUCUUUAGGACUUGGUGCGGGAAGUAAUCCUUAUGUGCUGGGCCGUCUCAUUGGCCCGUAGGCUUUAGCCACAAAACAAAUUGUGUGGGCCUUUUGUACAGACAUGGACCUUCGGGCCCAACAUCAUCCCAAUCAGUUCUAUAUUCGAAAAAGAAAUUUUUGGUAAUUAU